Lathyrus oleraceus (garden pea) is the source of this 1421-nucleotide messenger RNA. Its product is annotated as protein LIGHT-DEPENDENT SHORT HYPOCOTYLS 4. Gene Ontology annotation, biological process: response to light stimulus; mRNA transcription. The coding region runs from base 303 to 947 and encodes 214 amino acids. The transcript has 2 exons. The record is from RefSeq and is a predicted model, not a curated record. Gene Ontology annotation, cellular component: nucleus. Lineage: Eukaryota; Viridiplantae; Streptophyta; Magnoliopsida; Fabales; Fabaceae.
UACCUUUCUUCCCUCAUCUCUCUCCAACUUCCUUUCAUUCACCUAUAACUUCAUCAUCAUCUUCCUUCAAAUCUUCAAAAUCACUCUUCAUCUCUCUCUCUCUCAAAACCUCUUGAAGCAUUUACAUACUUUAAUUUUUUUUCUCUCUUUCUUGAUAUCAUUUUUCUUGUUUCUCUUCUCAUAAUUCAACUACUAUAACCUACCUUUUCAAAAAUAAUCAAACCCUACUAUUUACUUUCAAAAACCUCCUCACUAAAGAUCCAAUCUAGCUGGAUCAGAAGAAGAAAAAAAACAGUAAAUUAAUGAUGAAUUCUCUUCAAGAAUUUGAAUCUUCAUCAAACAAUAAAGACAUGAUCAACACCAACCCUAUGAGCAUAAUAGUAUCCUCAUCCUCAUCAUCAUCAUCCAUGAUGACAAUAUCAUCAACUACAUCAGCAUCAUCAUCAACCGCAACAACAACAUCACCAUCUUCACCAUCAACAACAACACCGAGUAGAUAUGAGAAUCAAAAGAGAAGAGAUUGGAACACUUUUGGACAAUACCUAAGAAACCAUAGACCACCACUCUCACUCUCACGUUGCAGUGGUGCUCAUGUCCUUGAAUUCUUGCGCUAUCUUGACCAGUUUGGAAAAACAAAAGUUCACACACAGAUUUGUCCAUUUUUUGGUCAUCCAAAUCCACCUGCACCUUGUCCUUGUCCUCUACGCCAAGCGUGGGGGAGUCUUGAUGCACUCAUAGGAAGACUUAGAGCUGCUUUUGAAGAGAAUGGUGGCAAACCAGAAGCUAAUCCUUUUGGUGCUCGUGCUGUUAGACUUUACCUUCGUGAAGUUAGGGAUUCACAGGCUAAAGCUAGAGGUAUCAGUUAUGAGAAAAAGAAGAGAAAACGUCCGCCUCAGCCGCCGCCGCCGCCACCACCUUCAAAUGCAACUGGAACUGAUCAAUCUUGAUCACUAGUGUAAGUUGUGAUUACUGCAGUGUGAGAUAUGCAAUGGAAUUGGAGAAACUGCAGUUGAAGGUGUGAAGUAGCAGGAGCAGUGUGAUAGAGAGCAAUUAAUUUGAAGUAGCUGUUAGUAGUAGCAGCAGUAACUAAAGUCUAAAGGCUUAUGUUGUGUUUGUGUGACCAAUUAUUCACGGUCCAAUUUGUAAUAAAUAUGUGUGUGUACUUGAAGGUGACUCAUUUAUGACUUAGUAAUGGAUUUGCAGAUCAUGUUCCAUGUCUUCUUUUGUUGCGGUAAAUUCAAAUUACUUAUCUUCUUUUUUCACUUUUUUCCAACUAGGCAUACAAUCUCGGUUCAAUUGUCUGCCUUCACCAUAAACCCGUAACUGCAUGCAAUCAACGAAUGCGCGUUGUCACGCGUUUAUGGUGAUGACAAACAAUUAAGAAAGAAAGAAAAAUAUGAAAUUAGAGAGAAGAUUGAAAA